Molecule: messenger RNA, 6716 nt
Organism: Osmia lignaria (orchard mason bee)
Lineage: Eukaryota; Metazoa; Arthropoda; Insecta; Hymenoptera; Megachilidae
Product: otoferlin
Biological process (GO): plasma membrane organization
Cellular component (GO): membrane
Source: RefSeq, a predicted model, not a curated record
GAUAAUGUACAUGUGCGAUGAACGAGUGCAAGUAGCGCCUGCGCUAGUUCUCCAGGAUAGCAGGUUCGGGUUAGGGUAGGUUGGUAAGGAUGGAAAGGACGGGUAGGGCGGCCAGGACACGGGGGUUGUUCGAGGCGCGAACACGAGCCAGUGCGAAGCUGUCGGUCGGCCGACUCGCGUACACGCUCGUUACUUUCCUACGGCUACCGGUCUCGGGAUCAUCAAUUUCCACGGGUCUUUACUGAAAACCACCACGGCGAAUCGAAGUCACCCUUGAACCAACGAGCGGAGAAUCGCGGGAUGACCGACGAAACGGGCCAACCAUGCGUUGUAACGCUAACGUUCGAUUAUCCUGGAACGCGUAACGUUUACCAAUAUUAAAAUUCUCGCGAAUUAAAUCGGUGGAAUAAGGUAAACGAAGAAUGGCGUUGGUCGUUACUGUGAAGAACUUUCAAGGAUUGAAGCACAGGGGGGACAAGGUCGUGAAGGUUGAUUUCCGGGGUGUUUCUCAUUACUCGAAAUGUUUGGAAGAAAACGGAGACCACAUCGCGGUGGAGGAGAGUUUCAUCUGGAAUUUGGGCAGACCGGUCGACGAAGCGGAAGUACUGCAAUUGACAGUGGUUUCGCGAGGAGUUCUCCGAAACGAGAAGGUGCUCGCAAAGUACGGCUUGGUUCUGCAAACUGUCGCGAGAGAAGGACGAAUCGUUAUCACCGAUUCCUUGGUAGACCUCAAUAACAAACCUCUUCCGGCUGUCGUUUGCUUCGAAAUUCGAUACAACCCUCCCGAUGGAAGCUGCAGCCCGUCGGAAAUAAUGGAGCCGUCCGAAAUAAUGGAGGACGAGCAACAGAUGUUGAUUGACAUCGAACAGAAUAUCGCGAAUCUCGAGAGAUGCCUCGACCAAGCCAACAGCGGUUCUGGCAGCGGGAAGAGGAAGGGUUCUUGGCAUAGCCCCGAGAAAAACUCUAGAAGGGGUUUCCUACAGAGGGGUAGUUCGAUGUCGGCUGCCGAGAAAUCGCCGGAACGUAAGAGUAGAAGCUCUACGUUGAAAAGUAUGAGGUCUUUCAUGAAGUUGGGUAAGCAAAGACCACCGCGAACUCGAUCUUGCGACAGUGGCUCGGACACCAGGGAAUUGCUCGAUAGAAGAGACUCGAGUUGCGCAACAUCCAACGAACCUUCCAGGGCAAACUCGAUGACUUCUUUGGAAUCGAACGCGUCCGACUACGAUAGCCAGGUCAGCGCGAAUCCGUCGGAACCGCAGGAGGCGAUCGCCAGACCCGCGAAGAAACCAAAACCAAAGACCACCGACACGGGACAGACCGCGUUGAAGGCGCAAGAUUAUCAAGUUUGCAUCACCAUUAUCGAAGCUAGACAAUUGGCGGGUCUGAACAUGGAUCCCGUGGUUUGCGUGCAAAUAGGUGAUCAACGAAAGUACACCAGCGUCAAAGAAUCUACAAAUUGUCCGUAUUACAACGAGUACUUUGUCUUCGAUUUUCACAUGCCGCCUGUAAUGCUGUUCGACAAGAUCAUCACCCUAUCGGUGCAGCAAUCGCGGAAUCUCUUACGCGCUAAUCUAACCCUGGGCAUCUUUAAAUUAGACAUCGCGACUGUAUGGGCACAACCAGAUCACCAAUUUUACCAUAAAUGGGCGCUGCUGACGGAUCCGGACGACGUGGCAGGCGGACCAAAGGGUUAUUUAAAGUGCGACAUAAGCGUGAUCGGGAAAGGCGACACCGUGAAAAUUCCGCCAAAGAGCGAGAAAGACGAGGACGAUAUCGAGGGGAAUCUUUUGCUUCCGGACGGUGUGCCUAUCGAGAGACAAAGGGCAAAGUUUAUCGUAAAGGUGUACAGGGCCGAUGGGCUGCCGAAGAUGAACAGCAGCAUCAUGGCGAACGUGAAGAAAGCCUUUACAGGGGAAAUCAAGGAUCUCGUCGAUCCUUACGUUCAAGUGUCCUUCGCUGGAUUGACGGGCAAAACAAGCGUUAAACGGCACAGUUACGCGCCAGUUUGGAACGAGCAAAUCGUUUUCUCGGAAAUGUUCCCACCCCUUUGUCAAAGGAUUAAAAUCCAACUGUGCGACAACGAUCCGGUACACGCUACAGUGAUCGGCACCCAUUUCGUCGAUUUGAAACAAAUCAGCAACGACGGGGAGAAAGGUUUUCUACCCACAUUCGGACCGGCGUUCAUUCACUUUUAUGGAAGCAUCCGAGAUUAUAGUCUCAUCGAUCAGCAUUCAACCCUGAACGUUGGACUGGGCGAAGGAAUCUCUUACAGAGCAAGAUUACUUGUUGCGAUCAGAACGGAAAUAAGCGACAACAUCGAAAUAGCUCAGUCGGAGGUUGAAGUCGAACCUACGGUGCCCAUCAAUGAAUUAGCUUACGCGAGGAACGAAGAAUUCUUCCUGUUCGCCACGAUAAUGGACGCCACGAUGAUCGAUAAGAAGCUCGGCGACAAACCGAUGUACUUCGAGUUAUCCAUAGGAAACGCGGGCAACGCUUUGGAUGGUCACAAUGAAAGCUCCAAAAUGUGCGAGCUGGGACCAAAAAGUGGAACGAGCGGAGACCAAGAAGAAUUGCAGGAAGUGUUGAGCGGAUCCUGGCAGAGCACCACCCCAGCUUCCAAACCGAUGACACACGAUAAAAUUUAUUAUUUCUUACCGUACUGGGAUGAUAAACCUUGUCUCCACGUUAGGAGCAUCUGGCCCGACUACAGGCGUAGAAUGUACAACAGUAAUAUCAUUGGUAAAAUUGCUGACAAACUGGAAGAAGGAUUGUCAGAGACACAGUUGCACGUGGACGAUUGCUCCGGUGAGAAAAUAUUAAAGUCCACCCUGGAGGAAUUGAGCAGCAAUUGCAAUCGAUACGUGAGUAUCAGUAAAUCGAGUCUCACUGGACCGGGGGUUGGAAAAACGAAGCUCGAUAAAGAAAGAACGAAGCUGUGUCAAAGGGAACUGGAGAAUAUUGGAAUCAUGUCGAGGAAUCUCAAAGCGGUGGUCACUAAAAGUAGCUUCAAGGAAAGAUUGAAGACUGCUCAGGGUUACCUGCAGAAAUUAAAGUUUCUUCUCGAGGAUCCUCAAGAUUCUUUGCCGGAUGUUUUUGUUUGGGUGAUCAGUUCCGGAAGAAGGGUGGCUUAUCAAAGAAUACCUGGCAGAGAUUUGAUCUACUCUAUCGUCGACGAGGAGUGCGGCAAGUCUUGCGGCAAAGUGCAAACGAUGUUUCUAAAACUUCCAGGUAAAAAGAGAUUCGGCCCUUCCGGCUGGGCGAUACAAACGAAAUUGCAAAUUUACAUGUGGAUGGGUAUCUUGAAGCACAAAAAGUACUUUAUCCAAGGUUUACCAAAGGGAUACGAGAUCAGUCACGAGGUGAAAAACGUGGAACGACCUCGUGCUCUACCGCCUACCAUUAUUCAUUACGUCGAGAAACACAAGUUCGAGUUAAGAGCGCAUAUGUAUCAAGCCCGAUCUUUGAUCGGCAGCGACGCAUCCGGUCUUUCCGAUCCAUUCGCCAGAGUAAUAUGCGGCGAGUUUUGCAAGUCUACGCAAGUGAUCGACGAAACUUUGAGCCCAACCUGGGACGAGCUUCUACUUUUCGACGACAUCUUGAUCUACGGCACUGCCGAAGAGAUAAAAAAGGAUCCACCAUCGAUCGUCAUCGAGAUCUUCGAUCAGGAUAAAGUGGGGAAAUCAGAGUACAUAGGACGAGCUGUCGCGCGACCUCACGUAAAACUCGCCUCGGAAUCUUACACGCCACCGGAAUUUCCACCGUCGUUGGAAUGGUACGACGUGAGCAGAGGUGCGGCAAGAGCUGGCGAGCUCCUCGCUGUUUUCGAAUUGCUCGAAUAUCCUUCAACGAAGGAUUACGGUUUCCCAACGUUACCAGACCCGAAGGAAAGAUUGCCGCAAACGACCACCUCUCUCCUCGAUCAGGGACCUAUAUUCCCGGUACCGGUUGGCAUCCGACCGACCCUAUCAAAGUAUCGAAUCGAGGUUUUGUUCUGGGGUUUGCGAGACCUGAAGAGGAUACACUUGAUGACCGUGGACAAGCCUCGCGUGGACGUCGAAUGUGCCGGUCACAUCCUCUACUCUUCGGUUAUAGCGAACGCGAAGAAGAACCCAAACUUCAACACGCCGAUCAAAUUUCUGGAACUCGAGCUACCGGAACAGGAAUUGUAUCGUCCGCCGUUAACGAUCAGAGCUGUCGACUGUAGAAGCUUUGGACGGUACACUCUGGUCGGCACCCAUACGAUUAACUCCAUUCACAAAUACAUGUACUGUCCGCAAACGAAGAAGGCAAAGGAUGCCGAGGAUCGUAAGAAGAAUCUCUAUCAAUUACAGCAAUACACGGCAGGUUUCGACACAUCGAAAACGAAAUAUCAUCAAAGCUCUCUGCCAGAGUCUUUGACAGACGUCGAGUUCAAUAACGGAGACACGAUCAUUACCUUAGGUUUAGAGCUGGCUUGGCCAACGAAGAGAGACAAGACGGAACAGAACAUACGAAAGAAGCAAAGUUUGGUCAACGAUCAAAGCACUGGUGAUUUCUCGAACUUCGAUGACGAGGACGGCUGCCAAGACUGGUGGACCAAGUACUUCGCCUCGGUCGAGGCGAUGAUAGAAGAGAACAAAGAACUCCGUAAGGAGAAACCAAUGUUCCCUGCACAAUCAAACGGCACCGUGCCGAUGUAUUUGGAGGAGAAUUAUUCUCAAGCUCAAAUGAACCUCUCGGGAGAGAGGAGUCCAGGCGUUGCCACGAAGAAACUGUUCGGCCUAAAAUCCACCGCGAACGCGGCGAGGUUCGUCUCGAAGAUCAGUCCGAAGCAAACGUAUCAGAAAUUCCCGAAGACGGCGUUGUUGAAAAUUUAUCCGAACGAAUUAGAGGCUCAGCCACAAUUUGAACAAUUCAAGGAAUGGUUGCACACGUUCGAGCUGUAUCGAGGAAAGAAGACCGGCGACGAGCCCGAAGACGAGUCCAGGAUAGUUGGAAGCUUCAAGGGUGCUUUGAAGGUUUACAAAUGGCCUCUUCCCAGGGACUUGAUAGACCACACGGUGAUGGGAUUCGAUCCCCAAUACGGUUUCUUUCAAGGUGUACCAUCGAACGAACCGAUCCACGUCCUGGUGCGAGUCUACAUAGUCAAAGCUAACGAUCUUCAUCCUUGCGACUUGAACGGCAAGGCAGAUCCUUACGUUGUUUUACAAUUGGGAGGCAAAAGAAUCAGCGACAAGGAACAUUACGUAUCGAAACAACUUAAUCCUGUGUUUGGCAAGUACGUAACGAUCGAUCUUUCGAUACCCGAGUACGUAAUAUCUUUAUCCUGUCGUUUAUUUCCAAGGUGUUUCGAGAUAGAAGCAACCUUUCCCCAGGACUCGUUGCUAACCGUACAAGUCUUGGACUGGGACUUGGUCGGUGCAGACGACAUGAUCGGUGAAACGAAGAUCGAUUUGGAGAACCGAUUCUACAGCAGGCACCGUGCCACCUGCGGUUUAGCCAAGAAAUACGACGAAUCCGGUUACAACAAGUGGAGAGACGCGAUGAAGCCGACGCAAAUUUUGUCGAAAUUAUGUAAAGAUGGAAAGGUUGAUGGACCGGUGUAUUCGCACGGGAAAGUAACUAUAGGAAGAAAGACUUUUUCCUUGGCGAACGAAGAAAUGGAAUACUAUGUUCACGCGAAAGGCAUUGAAGAACAGCUCGCAUUGGCGGUUCUUCAUCAGUGGCAUCAUUUUCCGAGAUUUGGUUGCGCCUUGGUACCGGAGCACGUGGAAACGCGUCCUCUUUAUAAUCCAGAGAAGCCAGGUAUCGAGCAAGGGAAGUUGGAAAUGUGGGUCGACAUGUUCCCCAUGGACAUGCCUUCGCCAAGUGCGUCGAUCGAUAUUUCACCUAGAAAACCAAAGAGUUACGAGCUUAGGAUCAUUAUUUGGAACACCGAUGAUGUUGUACUGGAGGACGAUGCCUUCUUCACCGGGGAAAAGAUGAGCGAUAUUUACGUGAAAGGGUGGUUGAAAGGUCCAGAGGACUGUCAGUCGACGGAUAUUCACUAUCGAUCCUUAACCGGGGAAGGAAAUUUUAAUUGGCGUUUCAUAUUUCCGUUCGAUUAUUUGGUGGCUGAGGAAAAGAUUGUCAUUAAUCGAAAGGAGAGCCUCUUCAGCUGGGACGAGACCGAAUGCAAGAUUCCAGCUCGUUUAGAAUUACAAGUCUGGGACGCGGAUCAUUUUUCGGCCGAUGAUUUUCUCGGUGCCAUCACUCUUGACUUAAAUCGGUUUCCUCGAGGUGCAAAGAACAGCAAACUCUGCACGUUGAGUAUGUUGAAAACAGACGGUACUGUGCCAACGGUAAAUAUUUUCAAGCAAAAACGGAUAAAGGGUUGGUGGCCGUUUUAUGUGAAGAAGGAGAACGAAGACAUGGAAUUAACGGGUAAAGUAGAAGCUGAAAUUCAUUUAUUAACGAAAGAAGAAGCUGAAAAGAAUCCAGCUGGCUAUGGUAGAAACGAACCGGAUCCGCUGGACAAACCGAAGCGUCCCGAUGCGUCUUUCAUGUGGUUUUUGAAUCCCUUGAAAUCCAUCAAAUAUAUUGUAUGGCACAAUUACAAGUGGGCAAUUUUGAAAGCGUUCGUAACAAUCGGUUUAAUAGCACUCGUAUUAUUGUUCUUCUACGCGAUACCUGGUUACUCUGUUAAAAAAUUGUUGGGAGCUUAAAUACGACUUUCAAAUUUCAGUCGUAGGUAUGAC